Molecule: messenger RNA, 1821 nt
Organism: Prorocentrum cordatum
Lineage: Eukaryota; Dinophyceae; Prorocentrales; Prorocentraceae
Source: the annotation of a GenBank genome assembly
AUGGCGUGGCUGUGGUCUGGACCUGGCAGGGGGACCACAACAAUCGAUGGCCACCAGGUUACGCAGGGGCAGCUCCUCGCGGACGGUGGGUUCGCCUACGUGUACCGCGGCUCGGACUUGCGCACUGGCGAGCCUGUCGCAAUCAGGAGAGUGCUGUUACAGGAUGCACAGUCUUUGGAACGCGCCCGCACGGAGAUCGCCAUCCUCCGACGGCUGCCCCCGCAGAAGAACGUCGUCCGAUUCGUUGGAGCAGAGAUAGUCAAUUCGGUUGGCGGCGCCCACAGCAAGGCCACCACCGAAGCGGUUUCCUUAUUCGAGCUGUGCAACGGAGGCACCCUGCUCGCACGCUUGGAGCGGGCGUUCGACGCAGCCCGGCCGGCCAUCGAGAAGGACAGCAUCGCGUCUUUUGGAAUAAGAUGUUGCUGUCCAUGCCUUCCAGAGGCGGAGGCCGUCGAGACACUGGCAGCUAUGUCGUCCGCCCUGGCUCAUGUCCACAGUUAUGGAAUCGUCCAUUACGACGUGAAGAGUGAGAAUAUUUUGCUCGGCCUAGACGGUGUCUGGAAACUGGCCGACUUCGGAUCAGCUAGCGUGCAGACGUUCGAGCUUGCUGGCGCCUCCAGGCGAAAGCUGCUGGAGGUGGAGGAAUUCGUUCAUGGAAGAUGCACGCCAAUCUACAGGCCACCUGAACUGGCGGACGUGCACUUGCGAUGGCCCAUCGGGUCGAAAGUCGACGUGUUCGCACUGGGCUGCGUCUUGUAUGCCACGUUGACAGGCGUCCACCCGUUCCCGAUGGAUUCAGCCCUGGCGAACAUCCAGGCGAAGUUCGCGAUGCCGUCUGAAGCAGAGAGUGCCUAUGCGCCAGCGCUUCCGGCUUGGGCGCGCCGUACGCUUGCUCGCGAGCCAGGCAGCCGCCCUUCGGCCGCCGAGCUGGUCGCGGAGGUGGAGCGGUUCCGGGUCCUGGCCGACGGCGACGAGAUCAGAUCAGGCGCCGCCGGGGAGGCCCGUUGCAGUGCGCCCACGCUCACGGAGGACCCCGGGUGGGUUGCCGACUUCUCCUUCGCCCCAGCACCGCUGAAUGGCACGAACGAGGAGGCCGCCGCGCUUGCAGCGGUCGCGCUUGCCGAGGUGGAGGGGCCCGCGGGCGUGGAGGCCGCCCCGCGCCAGGCGUCGGUCACUGCGGAGCUGGCCAGGCCAGGGCAAGCCCCAGCCGCCGCCCUGCCGACGGCCGCUGGAGGCCCGGGCGAGCCAGAGCAGUGGCCGCCGCCCGCCGCUGCCGGCCCGGCGGCCUCCUCGGCGGCGCCCGCGGCCUCUGCGUUGGCGGCCUCCGCCCCGGCGGCCUCCGCGCUGGCGGCUUCGGCGGCCUCCGCGGCGGCGGAGCCCGCCUCCGCGUCGGCGGCCGCGGCCCCUCCGUUGCCUGCUGCCAGCGCGGCCCCAGACGGCACGCCCGCAGCGCCGCGGGGACGCCAAGCGCUGGCACGCCUGGAGCUGGGGCCAGGAGCCGAUGUUCCAGCAGACGCGUCGGGACCCGUGUGGCCAUGCUCAGGCGAUGCCCAGGAGCCGAUUGCUGGCGCGGUCGCAGUGGCCCCGCCCGAUGGCCCGGGCGCGCAAGCCUCAGGCCAAGCCCCUGAGUUGCUGGCCGCCGUGGUGCCCCGGCUCGUCGAGUCCGACAGCAGCCAGGCGGUUGCCACGUCCGUGGCUCCAGAGGCCACUUCGCGGCCCAUUGGGCCCGCCAAGCCGCUUGGAGCGCGACGGGGAGCCGCCGUUGGACCACGGCGGUUGCGGUUGCCGUGCUUCUGUGGCAGGCCGCAGGUGCGCGAUUAA